This is a messenger RNA of Papilio xuthus (Asian swallowtail), 2248 nucleotides long. It is a transcript of the gene mbo, whose product is annotated as Nuclear pore complex protein Nup88. Bases 52 to 2064 code for a protein of 670 amino acids. The record is from RefSeq and is a predicted model, not a curated record. Gene Ontology annotation, molecular function: protein binding; structural constituent of nuclear pore. The transcript is spliced from 15 exons. Gene Ontology annotation, cellular component: nuclear pore. Lineage: Eukaryota; Metazoa; Arthropoda; Insecta; Lepidoptera; Papilionidae. Gene Ontology annotation, biological process: ribosomal large subunit export from nucleus; protein import into nucleus; mRNA export from nucleus.
ACGCUCUAACAGAAGUUUUCAAAACAAAGUAAGAUUGAAACGAUUUUAACGAUGGAUACAAAACUUUACGAUACUAUUUUGCCAAAACAUAAAAUGUUCGAGGAUAUAAAAGAAAGCCUGCAGGAGAAUACAGGUGCUAAGUUGUAUAAUUUUAUAGAAUUGAAAGAUGAUGUUCUUUAUAUUUGGAACUCUCUUGAGAAUUGCCUGUUUUGUCUUAAUCUAAAACAUUUGGAGGAACAUCCUGAUAACACACCGUACCAGCGUUUGCAGCUUCUAUCACCGCCGGAAUUCAGUGUGGAGCGCGUGAUGAGCAGCGCGUGUGGAGGCCGGCUAUGCGUGUACGGUGCUCGCGGCGCCACGCUAGUAGACCUGCCGGCACGAUGGGGUCGCGCUGGACUUUUUGAUAACGGCAACCAAACUGUACUCUGCAAAAGUGUCUCCCUGGACGAGAGGUUCCUGUUCUCCCAGGGUGAGAUCAGGCGCGUGCAGUGGCAUCCCAGUUCGCUCUCACACAUCCUCGUACUUAUGUCUGAUAACACUAUCAGAUUAUACAACAUAGCUUUGAAGUCUGGUCCGAAACUGGUCAAAUCCAUUCCUAUCGGACUGAAGCCGUCAAGCCAGCUGGCCGGGCGGACCAUACUGGACAGUCUGGGAGACACCGCCGUAGACUUGACACCUUUACCUAAUACGGAUUCCCUGCUCAUCUUACGAGGAGACGGCGAGGUGUAUAUGGUACAAUGCACCCUGGAUAGUAAAAGCCCCCUGCAGCCACGGCUCUGGGGUCCGUUGGCCAUCUACCCGCCUGCUGACGACAACUACGGCUCAGAGUCGUGCUCCAUCUGUGUGCUGGGUGCUGGAGAUACCCUGCUCGUCGUCAUUGCCACCUGCUCCGCCGCACUCUACCACUGCCUCCUGCUGCCUGCUCCUUCAGAAGAUGGCGAUGACCGAAGUGGUUACGCGCUGUACGUGGUAGAAUCAGUGGAGUUGAACCUGAACGUGAACUCUAACGACAGCGAAUUCUCUCACUCGUAUCCGGUGCAUCUGUACCCGUGUACACACAACACGUACGCGUGCGUGCACUCAGCCGGCGUGCACACUGUCUCCCUGCCCAUACUCGACAAACUCAAAGACUACGCUGCGGCUGAUCAAACGAACGCUGAGAGCGCGCUGUCAGCUAUCUGCACACACACCAGCUCCGCCCAGCACGUGGUGAGCUGGCGGCGAGCUGGCUGCGGCGCUGCACCACUGCGGGGACCGCCUCCGCUGCUGCUGCUGCUCGCACCUGACGGCGCACUCAUCUCCCGGAGCUUGGAGCCGUACGAGCUGGAGGAGAGGCUGUACCGCGAGAUCCAGCUGCGGAACCCCAACCUCGAGCCCGACGACCUCAACAAGCUGCUCAAGGAGAAGCAAAAGCUGUCGUUCGUGACAAUCAUCCAGGAGAUACUGGCGCGAGAGGCCUCGCAGCCUCUGCUGCAUCUGCGCACCCCAGCGCCCGACCAGCCCAGCCCCAAGGACUGUCUGGAGACGCUAACUCACGCGACGCUUGUCCUGCGCAAGGAGUACAUGAGCCGUCAGUCGCGCGCCGGCACCGCCCUCCUCCGCAAGUCUGCUGCUCUCCACAACCUCGCACACAACUUCCUCAACUGGAGGAGCAACAUCUCCGUUGAGAUGGAAGGUAUAGCGGAGCGCGGGCGACAGCUGCAGCAGAAGUGCGCGCUGGCUGAGCAGCAGCAGGAGGACCUCAAGAACAGAUGCGGGUCGGUGGUGCGUGCGGUGCGUGCGGGCAGUGCGGCGAGCUGCGGGGAGCGCGGCGUGUGCGCAGACCUGCAGCAGUACCGGCGCGCAGCAGACACCCUCGCCGCACAGAUACACCAGCUCGCCACACACGCGCGACACAAGGCUCACGAGCUGCGGCGCUGGCAGGAGGAGUACAAGCGCAAGGAGACGGCGCUCGGCAACACCCACAGCGACACCAUCUCCUCCGUGCUGCACCAACAGACGAGUCAAAUAUCAUCUCUGAUAGAAGAAACGAAACUCCUCAAGGAUCAGCUCAGCAUCGUGUGACUCCGCGCUUUAUUCUUAUCUUCAUUUAAAUUUAUCUCUUUAGCAAAUUAAAUCAAUGAGUAUUUACAAAGAAUUUGCUAAAACUAUUCAGAAAUAUAAAACAGUAUUAUAUUAUAAAAUGUUCACAUUCUUAUUGUGACAUUUUACACUUUAAUUUCAUCCCUCAGGGAAGAUUUUGCUUACU